CAACCGCAUUCCAUAACUCCACCAGAUAAUGCCAAUACCCUGACGAACAACUCAUACUCUCUCCAUCAAGUCGAAUCAUAUCAAACUAUUUAAUAUUUAAUCCAACAUGACCAACUAUUUGAACGACCCUGCCCUCUAUAUUUACACCUCUCUGACAGCUGGCUCGUCCCACAUCGUCACGGCCACCUCACGUCUCGAGACCAUUCUACGCGCCAACCGAGUUCCCUUCAAAGCCAUCGAUAUUGCCGUCGACACCAAGGCUCGCUUGCUAUGGGGUCGAAGAGCUGGUAAAGACAAGAGCGGUCGCCCGAGGAAACUUCCUGCCCUGGUUCAGGAGGGCUGGGUUCUAGGAGUACGACAAACAUCCCCUUUAGUACUACCAUUCGUCGUAUAGCUGAUGCAUGUGGCUUUCUGUAGGAUAUUGUUGAAAUCGAAGAAUGGAACGAAUAUGGUGAGCUCAAGGAGCAUGUCACGAUUUACUUUGACGAAUUCACCAUCCCCUCCAUCAACGAUAAACUUCCCGAGCCCCCGCUAAAACGGCCCAUCGACCUCACCGGCGGCCUUCUUGCUUCCAUGACCCCUUCGCCUGUCGCCAAGGCUGUAGCAGCAGCAGCCGCCAGCGCUGCUGCUGCUCCAAAGCCUGCUCCUGCUGCGCCUCCGCUACCGGCAGCCAAGGCCGCCGCGUCUUCUGCGACACCGAAGACUUCUACAGAACCUAAGAAGGAAGAGAAGGCCCUACCUGUCCGAUCCGUCGCCGACGAAGCUGCGCAAAAGGCUAAGGAACUUCGCCUGAAGACUCUGCGAGAAAAGGUUCAUGGUAAGGAUGGUGCGAAGGCUAAGAAGGAGGACAGAAGCGCAAAGGACACUGGAAAAUCUAAGGAAUCAGAAACUCCUGCCGCAAAGACCGAUGGCAUUCAAUCACCAACAUCCGGUUCAUGGGCCGAGACUGAUGCAGGCCGAAACGCUAUUCAGAGCCCGACUAGUGGUACUUGGAAGGAAAGCGGUCCAGGAUCAAUCUCCUCCUUGAAACGAGCCAGUGUGGAGGUGAGCCCAGACGAGGCUAAGGCUGUGGAAGCUAAGACGGCCAUAAAGGAAGAGCCCGGAUUGGAAAAGAAGGCUGAGACAAAGUCGGACGAUGAUGACUCGGACGACGAUGAGGAUGAGACCGAAGAGGAGGAGGAGGAGGACACUGAUGAGGAUAGUGACGAGGACAGCGAAGAAGAUGAUGAAGACGAAACAGACGAUGAGGAAGAAGAAACUAAGAAGCCUGUGGUAACGCCAGAACCCGAGGCGGCAGCAGCAGCAGCAGCAGCAGCAGAAACUGCAGAAGCUGCCAAAGAUGACAAGCCUAAAGAAGAGUCCGAGAACACCAAGAAAGAGAUCAAGAAAGACUCUCACAAAGACUCGAAGAAAGACUCUAAAAAGGACCACAAGAAAGAUGUCAAGAAAGACACCAAGAAGUCAGUCAAGAAGGAUCCUAAGAAGGACACCAAGAAAGACGUGAAGAAAGACCCCAAGAAGGAUUCCAAGAAGGAUACUAAGAAGGACUCUAAAAAGGAUACCAAGAAAGACACUAAGAAAGAAGUCAAGAAGGAUGCCAAGAAAUAAGAGCGAUUUGGAGCAGAACGAAUCAAGAAUUUUGCUUCAAUGUUCUAGUCAGAUGGGGGGAAUAAUAGUGUACAGAGUCUAGUCACACUCAACCGAUAUACCACCAUGACAUUAAUAACAAGAAAUACCCAAUCUCCCCUCAAACACUCAAUAUACAAAAAUGCUAUAUAAUGCCGUAAUGUUCCAUCCCCAACUAAU
Molecule: messenger RNA, 1806 nt
Organism: Fusarium odoratissimum NRRL 54006
Lineage: Eukaryota; Fungi; Ascomycota; Sordariomycetes; Hypocreales; Nectriaceae
Exons: 1
Coding region: 574-1608 (344 amino acids)
Source: RefSeq, a predicted model, not a curated record